This is a messenger RNA of Staurois parvus, 305 nucleotides long. Lineage: Eukaryota; Metazoa; Chordata; Amphibia; Anura; Ranidae. The record is from the annotation of a GenBank genome assembly.
UACAAGAGAUGACCAGAGACUGCGGACACAGUACAGGAGAUGACCAGAGACUGCGGACACAGUACAGGGGAUGACCAGAGACUGUGGACACAGUACAGGAGAUGACCAGAGACUGCGGACACAGUACAGGGAAUGACCAGAGACUGCGGACAGUACACGAGAUGACCAGAGACUGCAGACAUAGUACAGGAGAUGACCAGAGACUGCGGACACAGUACAAGAGAUGACCAGAGACUGCGGACAGUACAGGAGAUGACCAGAGACUGCAGUACAGGAGAUGACCAGAGACUGCAGACACAGUACAG